Molecule: messenger RNA, 2643 nt
Organism: Babesia microti strain RI
Lineage: Eukaryota; Apicomplexa; Aconoidasida; Piroplasmida; Babesiidae
Product: probable protein, unknown function
Exons: 4
Coding region: 1-2643 (880 amino acids)
Source: RefSeq, a predicted model, not a curated record
AUGACUUGUAAUGAAUUCGCUUUAGGGCAAUUCCAGUGUCCUGAAUCUUGUCCCAUAUGGGUUCCAAAUCCAGUGUGGAAGUGUGUUGGCGCUUGCAUCAGAACCGACGAUGAUUGUUACUUGUACAACCCUAUGCUUCACUAUGCCGACAGUAAAUCCAAUAGAUGCCUGCCUUGUACCAUCCCUGGCUGCAUUUCCUGUCAAGUCUAUACAGACUCUAUCUUCAGUGCACCAAGUUGGGACCAUGGCAUAUCAUCUUUGGAUACCCUAUCUCAUGAUAAAUUAAGCUAUUACAAGAAUAACUCAUUAGUUGAUAUGCGCAUGAAUUGUUACAAAUGUGCAAAAGGGUACAUUCUUUCGGAUGACAAAAGUAAGUGUAUAUAUAAACCCUCUUUAAUCUGGAAUAAGACUAGAACCUUUUUCAAGUUUAUAGCAAUAUUAUGCUCAGUUUUGGCUCUCACGAUUAUAUUACGAUUGGUUAAACCAAACAUCAAACUUCUAAGAGCAGCUAUUCGUAACAGUGAAAAGUUUAAAUUUUACAGGGAUAAAAAUUUGUAUCCACUCAGUACCAAUUUAAACAAGGAUAAUGUAGCCGGAAUUGGCAUUUUAUACUACUUUAGGAGGUUACACUCAUCCACCAUAGUUAUAUUAGUUCUGGCCCUUUCAUCAUUGUGCCGCGAAGGACCAUCAUAUUCAAAGUUCAUAAGGUCAAACAAUGUAACCUUGUCUUUGGACACAGAUGGAAAACAUAUUUUUUCGGGAGAAUCACUUUUUGAGACCAAGGAUACAUGUCUAGAUUUGUUAAAUACUGAUAUCAAAGGACACAAAAAUGUUAGCGAUAUUUCUUCAACGUACUACAUGAACAGCUAUUACUUCAUCUCAAUUGCAUCCUACAUAACUGUAUUGUUUUUAACGAUAAUAUUCGCAUUCCCAGAUGCCCAAGAGAAAUUAGCCCAUGUAACUGAUUCUAGUUGUGUAGUAAUUUUGGUGAGUGGUUUGAGCAAACAUUUGGACACAGAGGGUAAAAUAGAGGAUCACUACGAAAUGAUGACUGGCAUUAGGCCAGUUGCUGUCGUCUGUUAUGACUACAAAGGCUAUUACAAUAGAGUGGUGGAUUUGGUGAUUGAGCAGAAUAAAUAUUUGCAGGGAUAUUCAGACGAAGAUUUAUCUGGGAAUGAUACCAUUUCCAGCUGCCAAACUGCUAUUAAUAAUAAAACAACCAUUGUCAAAUUGAUGAAUGGCGGAUCUGGCGGCUCACUUGAGGAGUUUGAAAUUAUCAAUGCUGUCAAACCUACGGGCAAAGCUUAUUUACAAUUUCAAAAAUCAAAUAGAAAUGUUGAGAGACUUUUAAGUAAACACGAAUGCAUCAAGUUGUUGGAUGACAUAGAUUGGGGCAGUUUUUCUGAGAAUAAUGUACCGUUUAGACCUAUCCUCUUCAUAUUGUGUUGUAUUGUAAUCAUUUGUAUUUGGAUAUUUCUUUUCUAUAUUCCCUAUGCAUUUUACUCGCUCUCAGAUCUUAAUUUAUGGGGGGGAAAAGGCGACAGAUUCACAGCUACUUUAUGUACUACUCUAUUUGUCAGAAUUGGCCAAAUGUUGGUAUCAAAUUCCAUUUGUUAUCUUACUCGGUUUAUAGGAUUCGCCAGUAAAUCAAAAAGUGAUUCCUUCCAAUUACUGACAUUGUACAGUUUUCAGUUGGUUAAUUUGUUAUUGAACUCAUUGGUGACUCAUUUAAAUAAAUAUGGUGGUCAAAUGAAAUUAUUUUCACUUUUCAAUUAUCAUAAAAAGAAUGAUGGUCUUCCACAAUCAUUACUUCUUGCUGAGGAGGUUUCUUUAUCCAAAUCCAUUUCAAUAUAUAUAUUACCCACUCUCGUAAUUGUCCCUAAUGUCAUGGAUCCCUUGUAUACUUACUUAAUCCCAUUUUGUAUCAGCUCAAUAUAUAUCCUCUGUUCUGACAUGAAAUUGAGCAAAGCUUGCAAACUUAUUAAGCCUCCAAAAAUAGAACUUGUUAAUGCAUACUCCACCCUAUUGGUCAACCUAACUAGCGCCUUUUUCUUGCAGUUUUUGAUCCAUGAUACUUGGGAAUCAUUCUUCUCUCUUAUCGCAUUGGCCCUUCUUUUCAUCUGUCUCAGCUAUAUUAACACUUAUUUGCUACUGAGGCACAGUGCCAAGGCAUCUUAUAAUUCGCCAACGAUCGACGACAUGGCAUUAAAAAUAUGGGCAUUUCCUACCGGCAUCUUGGCCGCUAGCCCCGGCUACUGGUUAUGGAGGAUGGGCCGUUCCCCUCUCAUCAUGAUAAUUUCAUUCCUAGGCCACGUUAGCUUGUAUAUCUUAUUCAUAGUUUACAUCAAGCCACACAUAAACCUAAAGUUACCGCGGCAAAUAGCAAGUUUUAACACGAGUACUGCCAGCACAGGUAAAGGGCCUCUCCCGUACAGUACAAGCCCUAUGCACGUACUAAAGUCGUUUGCUAAGUUGAACUCGAAUAGACUGCUGGGUUCAUCCAGUGGCCAAUUGGAAUCGCAGCUUUUAGUCCUAUCCAAACUGGACCUUACGACCCAAUUACACUAUUACCAAGGCGAUGAGGACGGUCUGGAACAUGGCAAAACCACUCCUUCUGAUGGUGAUGAGUAUAAAAUUGUAUAA